AUGGAAACAACAGAGAAUGCAAUGUUUGUAGAGAACGCGACACAGGUGAUCAACGGUUCCAACUCCAGCUCUCACUUCUUGACGACUACUGCAUCAGAGAGCCCUGUGGCCGUGGGGCGAUAUUCCCGACCUCCUGGUCUCAUCUCCAGGGAGGUGGCUGGUGACGUCACAGAGGCAGUGUACUGUUACAUACUGCCAGUGCUGGUGGUGUUGGGAACCCUGGGGAACGUGAUGAGCCUGGUGGUUCUGUGGGCGGAGAAGAAGAGGGACACCACCAACAUGUCGCUGGCUGCACUGGCCGUUUCCGAUACAGGAUACAUACUCACAACAUUCGCCAGGCAGACCUCAUGUAUCAUCAGUAAAUUCGACCCGGUUUGGGCGCGAAACUACACGACGCUGAUGUAUGGCCAGAUGAUCGUAGUGAACAUCUGCUUCUCCCGUAUCACAGGCGUCAUCACCGCCAUCAUCUCCACAGAGAGGUGUCUCGCUGUUGUCCUGCCCCUCAAGGUGCGAGACUUAGUGACCAACUCCCGCAUAGCCAUCGCUUUAGUCCUGACCUACGUGCUGACCUUUGCCCUCAUCGGUCCUGUCUUUGCCAGCGGCGAGUCUCUGUGGGUGACCAACCCCCGCACUAACAGAACCUACGUUACCUAUCGCACCACCCAGUGGUACAAUGAGAACAAGGAGUUUGCCGACAACUACAGGGACAUUUUCCUGAAUACCAUGUUCCGAUUCCUCCCUGUCGUUCUGGUGUGCUGCAAUACGAUAGCCAUUAUCGUCAGGCUCAAGAAAGCGAGUGCCUGGCGCGGCGACUCCUCAAGCCAGGCGGGACAGGCACGUGCAGCCAAGGAGAGGAAACUGACCACAAUGUUGCUCACCAUCUGUGGCAUCUACCUCUUCUGUACAUUGCCGGGGCUGGUGUUUCAGGUGUUCACGUACAUCACAGACGAGUUCUCCGUGUUUGGCCGCUAUGCAGCGAUGUACACUAUGACCACCUCGCUCAGCAUCCUGGCACAGUUCAUCAACUCCAGCGUCAACUUCCUCGUCUACAUGGCCAUGAACGACCGCUUCGCCAAGACCUACGUCAAGGUUUUCUGCUGCAAGAAAUGUCUCAGCAGCACAAUUGAAAAAGGCGGCGCGGCGAAGACCAAGGAAUUGAAGACCGCCAGCACCAAACUGACCUCAGCUGGGGGCGUGUCCUCCACCGCAGACGGGAGCUCUGUCUCCAAGGACGCUGACCCAGCACAGGUCAAGGUCAAGGCUUGA
This is a messenger RNA of Aplysia californica (California sea hare), 1266 nucleotides long. Its product is annotated as FMRFamide receptor-like. Lineage: Eukaryota; Metazoa; Mollusca; Gastropoda; Aplysiida; Aplysiidae. The record is from RefSeq and is a predicted model, not a curated record. Gene Ontology annotation, molecular function: G protein-coupled receptor activity. Gene Ontology annotation, cellular component: membrane. Gene Ontology annotation, biological process: G protein-coupled receptor signaling pathway. The transcript has 9 exons. Bases 1 to 1266 code for a protein of 421 amino acids.